GGCGGGAGCUGGGGGGCGGGCGGCGCUCUCCGUCCUCCUGCUGCUCGCCAUCCUGUUCCUCCUCGUCCUCCCCGUGCCGGUGCCGCUCGUGGCCGCCGCGGGCUCUCCGGGGUGUGGGUUUACCAACACCCCCCAAGAAAGUGCCUUCAGCCGAAAAUCCGCGGUCGUUCUGGUGCGGUCCGCGGUCCGCUGCUGCCGAAGAGCAUCCCCGUGUUUCCAGGGAAAAAUCGGUGGAGGUUUAUGAGGCCACCCUAAAGCCGCGGGGUCUCUUCCUGCUGGCCUGCUUUUCUGUGCUCCUCGGGGAUGUCUGUGAGCUCCUUUUGGUGUCUGUGUAAUAGCGUUUCCUCUGCAAAGGUGAGUUUGACUUGUCACGGCUCAACUGCCCGUGGAGAGGAAGCAGCACACGGCGUUCACUUUCUUUCUUCUUUGGUUGGACAAACAGAUGUCACCCUGUGAAACACAAAUGUAUUUUAAUUCAUAUUUGUGCUUAAAACCACACUCGUUUUGGGUCAGCUAAGAGUAGUGUGCACUACAGGUGGUUUGGCACUCAGUUGGCCUUGGUCUUCUGGCAGCUGUGUUGUUUUUUGGCUAAUGCCAAGCACAUUCAGACCUGGGAAGAGAAGAAUACAUCACAAACUGGCUCAAGAGCCCCAGUCUUUCUGGUAAUUACCUGACUGUUAAACUCUCAUGGUCAAAUGAGUUUCACUUAAAUGCAAGAGAUGCUUGUAUACUUCUAUCGAGCAAGCUUCUUUUCUGGAUAUUCAUCUUAGAAGUUGAUACCAUUGCGCUCAAAAUAAAGCUUUCUAAACUUCUGUUUAAAGUUAUGUUGAAAAGAAAAAAGGUUUACAAUUCAUGGGGAAAGAUAAUACGAGCUCACAUUUAAAAUAUCUAAUGCUUUAACUUUUUUUUUUGCAGAUUAAUAAUCGUACUGAAGCAUUGUUAUGGAGCUAGAAUGGCAGUGAAAGGAAUUUUAAUUAUUUACUUCCAAUUAGGUAUUUUAAAUAGGGAAACAUGGGGUUAUUUUAGACCUUGUUUUUGAAAUUUUAGGCCUUCAGCUGGUCAUAAGAAACAGGAGUUAAUCUCAGCGUUUGAAUAUUUCCUGUUUUCUAACAGUAAUACUUGACUAAAAUGUUGAAGUUCAAAAUGUCUUAUUCAUAUUUUGGUUUAGCUUUUUCCUGUAAGUUACUUUAAAUUAGUCUGUGAAUUUUAAUAAAUAUUUUGACUGGAAUCUGUCAUUUGGAUUCUGUAGCUUUUUUUGAUUGUCCAGCUUGAACUAGGACUGCAAGAAUGUGCUAUGCUUAUGCAAGUGAUCGGCAUGACAGGUUAUUUUUUAUCUCCACUGUUAUCUAAGAGUUUUACAACUAUUCAUAGGGUGCUUAUUUUUAAAACUUUGACAUUUUCUCCAGGUUUAAGUUUGUUUUAUAAUACAAGUUCCUCACUGCCACAAUGAGGCUAGUAAUUCUUGAAGAUUAUGAUCAGGCUAGUGAAUGGGCAGCAAAAUACAUCUGUAAUCGUAUUAUCCAGUUCAAGCCAAGUCAAGGAAGAUAUUUCACGCUUGGUCUACCAACAGGUAGUACGCCUUUGGGAUGCUACAAAAAGCUGAUAGAAUAUCACAAAAAUGGAGAUCUCUCUUUCAAAUAUGUGAAGACUUUCAACAUGGAUGAGUAUGUAGGGCUCCCCAGAAAUCAUCCAGAGAGUUAUCAUUCCUAUAUGUGGAAUAACUUCUUUAAGCAUAUUGACAUAGAUCCAAAUAAUGCUCAUAUCCUUGAUGGGAACGCUCCAGACUUACAGGCGGAAUGUGAUGCAUUUGAAAAGAAAAUUGAAGAAGCGGGAGGGAUUGAUCUGUUUGUUGGAGGCAUUGGUCCAGAUGGCCACAUUGCAUUCAAUGAACCCGGAUCAAGUUUGUCUUCAAGAACAAGAUUAAAGACUUUAGCAAUGGACACCAUUUUGGCAAAUGCUAAAUACUUUGAUGGAGACUUAUCUAAAGUACCAACUAUGGCGCUAACAGUUGGUGUGGGUACAGUGAUGGAUGCUAGAGAAGUAAGAACUCAUUUAGUUCUAGUUGCAUGUGUGUUUUCAAGACUAGUUGGUAUUGAUACUGGGAUUGAAAGUAAAGAGACCUUUGUUUUGCAGGUGAUGAUUCUUAUAACAGGUGCACAUAAGGCUUUUGCAUUGUACAAAGCAAUCGAAGAAGGAGUCAAUCAUAUGUGGACAGUUUCUGCUUUCCAGCAACACCCUCGCACUAUCUUUGUGUGUGAUGAAGAUGCUACUUUAGAACUAAGAGUUAAAACUGUGAAGUACUUUAAAGGUUUAAUGCAUGUGCACAAUAAGCUUGUGGACCCACUGUACAGUAUGAAAGAAAACUGAAAGAAGAAUUGAAGAGGAACUCCAUGUGGGUCAACAGCAACUGUUUUAGGUAGCAGAUGAGUUCACUGCUAUGCAAUAUGCUGAAAACCGUUUAAAAUGGGGAAUCCUAGGUACUGUAUUUUUUAAAAGGUCCAAUAUCUGUACAUUCACAUUCCAUCUGUUUGCUGUGUUGUGCAUUUAGCUUUAACAUUUGGAGCUCUGCUGUUGAGUGGUACAUCACUAAAUGGAACAGAAUAAACCUGUGAGAGACUGCAUGUUAUGUAGAGAGGGGGAAAGCAGAGCACUUACUCUAGCACAGCAGUGUAAUGCAUCUGCCUUGUGUUAAAGAAGAUGAUACUUUAUUUCCUGGAAUUUGUAACUUUUGGCUUGAUUAGUGUAACUACAUUUUGCAUUUGUGUCUCUAGGCAGAAUGGUUUUGGCCUUUGUCAAUACUAUGGACUUGUAAUAGUUGUACAAUUUCUACUAUGAAACGUUCUGUUUACAUGUAUCUAAUAUACACUGAGCUUUUGCACUUGGUUGCCUUAAAUUUAUCUUAAACAGUUUUUGGGCAUCCCAAGACCUGCUGUAUAGUUCAGACAAAUGAAAAUACAAGAACAGUGCCUAAAAACGCACCAAAUUCUUGCAAGUUAUAACUUACUCCACGGAUAAAAAUAUUAAACUUCUGCCAGAGCACUUUUUCCUCUCAUGUAUUUAAAGUUACUUUAGGAUUUUUAUAUUUUUGGUAAUCAAGCUUUAUACAUAAGGAAAAAUCUAAAUGUUCCUUUCUGGAGGUACCUGUUCAAUUAUAUAAUUGAUGUUACUAUUAAAUGCCUGAAAAGAUGUUAAGUUAUACAGGAACAUAAUGUCUGCAAAUUUAAUGGUCAUUUAAAGCCAACUGUUAAUCACUUUCUCAUUGUAUCAUUAUAAACAUUGAGCUGUUACAAGGAAUGUUAUUUCCUACUUUGAAUAUAAGUAAAACUAUAAAUCUCUAAUUUCAAAAUUGUUUCAUUUCUAAUAUAAUUUGUCAUGCGUAAAUACUUCAGAGCUUCAGGGAGCGAUUAAGCACCAAAGGAGGAAGAUAAGAGUUCACUGAUUUAGACUUUUUGGGGGGGAGCAGUGGGAUCAUGUCCUUGUGUAAAAUACUCACUGAGAGAAAAUGCAACAAAGCAGAACUUGAAGAAUUUAACUCUUCACCUAGAUGACAGACAGGUAGCCUUAAUUACAAAUCACAUCUUCUCCUGAGGAUGUGGUAGAGUCUCAUCUAGGCUCACCUUUUGCAUAAAGGGUUGGACCAGAUGGUCUUUUAACAUCCCUUCAAACCUGGACUGUUCUACGGUUCUGUGAAAUUACAAAAGCAUGGAAGAGUCUGUCUUAAAAGCUUUUGGAGGGUGGGCAAGCAGUUGUAAACAGGGUAUAUAGCAGGGUCAUUAACUUGCAUUUAUGAUUGCCUUGUGUACACUGUAUGUUAAGCACACUGCACUGUAGCUUUCAACUGAGGACUAGCUAACAAAAGAAAUAAAACUUCAAGUACACAAAGACAUGUUCUAACCAAACCUUCAUGCCAAAGGAAUUCUUUAAGGCUUGAACUGGUCUUUUGGUGGAGCAGUUACAUAUCCUGUGGUUUAAUGUAUUAAAACUUACGAUUUCUCUGGAGCUGAGUAUAGCUAGGCUGUACUAAUGGUAAACUUAUACACUUCAACGAGUUUAAAAUACAGUGUUGUACAUUAAAAAAGUUUUGAUUUUUUUUUCCCCUUGAUGUUAUUUCCCAGCAUCAUGAUGAUUUUCUGACAUCAGCAACUUUAGAAGUAGUAAAACAGGAAGCAGCUUGAUAUUGUUAUGGCAACAGCUAAAACUUUACAAGAA
Molecule: messenger RNA, 4209 nt
Organism: Neopelma chrysocephalum (saffron-crested tyrant-manakin)
Lineage: Eukaryota; Metazoa; Chordata; Aves; Passeriformes; Pipridae
Gene: GNPDA2
Product: glucosamine-6-phosphate deaminase 2
Exons: 6
Coding region: 1447-2367 (306 amino acids)
Biological process (GO): N-acetylglucosamine catabolic process; D-glucosamine catabolic process; N-acetylneuraminate catabolic process
Cellular component (GO): cytoplasm
Molecular function (GO): glucosamine-6-phosphate deaminase activity; identical protein binding
Source: RefSeq, a predicted model, not a curated record